Messenger RNA from Prunus avium (sweet cherry), 594 nucleotides. Lineage: Eukaryota; Viridiplantae; Streptophyta; Magnoliopsida; Rosales; Rosaceae. The record is from RefSeq and is a predicted model, not a curated record.
AUUGGAAAUAAUUUGUUAUGCAGGUUUUUGACCUCUCAGAUGUGAAGCCUCAUGAAUUCGUUCAGUAUGGAUUGGGUUGUCUAGAGUUAUUGGCUGAUCUUGGUGACAUUUGUGCGAAAGAGUGUCGUCAAAAGAUCAGGGUUAUGGUUGCGGGGGGUGAUGGUACAGUCGGUUGGGUAUUAGGUUGCCUAUCUGAACUAAACAGACAGGGUCGGGAACCAGUUCCUCCGGUAGGAAUUGUUCCACUUGGCACGGGAAACGAUCUGUCUAGGAGUUUUGGUUGGGGUGGUUCAUUCCCUUUUGCCUGGAAAUCAGCCAUUAAAAAAACUCUAUUCAGGGCUACUGCAGGUCCAAUAUGCCGUUUGGAUAGGUAAGCCUAUUAGGUAACAGUUUGUAUAUGUUUUCAAGUAGAAGGCUUGUAGAGUUAAGGCCUUUCUCUAAUCUUUUCUAAUGAAUGAUUGUGUAGCUAGCUACUUUAGAAGUUGCGUGCAGCUAAUAUACUGAAAUUUAGUAUGAUUCAGGUCCUUUUUUCCCCUAUAGGAGAUUCAGUACCUUUAUUCUUGCACUGUGAAUCUUUUUCCCUUUUUGAAAAAA